Molecule: messenger RNA, 1391 nt
Organism: Pistacia vera
Lineage: Eukaryota; Viridiplantae; Streptophyta; Magnoliopsida; Sapindales; Anacardiaceae
Exons: 4
Coding region: 317-892 (191 amino acids)
Source: RefSeq, a predicted model, not a curated record
AAAACUACUGACUUUUCUCUCUCUUUCUCUUUCUCUUUCUUUAAAAUUUAACAUUUUCACCCCCCUUUUUCCUUCCCUAUAAAUCUCUCACCUUCCCUUCCUGUACUGCUCUGACCCCUCUACGCCUAACGUCUUCAAAGCUUCCAUUUUCAUUUCCAAUUUUUUGUUUUUUUUUUUCAUUUCCAUGUGUUGUGUUUGUGUUAAGUGUUGUUAAUAUAGUUGAGAGUUGAGAGUUUUCAAGCUGUGCCUGUACAGUUAAGUUAAAGGAGAGAAUUUUCUUGUUUAUAAAGAAUAGAGGUAGAAACAUAGAAGAAAAAUGAAUCAGUGUGCGAUCCAGCAGAACAUAGUCACAGGUCGUGAAGAGAUGAGAACCUCAGUUUCAGACAGGAGAGACCAUGUUGUUUGUCCUAAACCACGCCGUCUUGGUGUCCUUCACGCAACCAUCAACGACCCUCAACCUGUUCGCUCUCUCAGAUGGAACCUUAGCCACCAAUCAGAGGCGUUGGAUCCAAGAGCAGGAUCUGAUCUUUUCGACAUCAUACUCCCAAAGGGUGGUUAUGGUGGUAUGGAACAAUCUUGUACACAAGUAUUAGCAUCGUCACCCCCAUUUUUUUGUGGGUCGCCGCCCCCAUUUUUUUGUGGGUCGCCACCUAGCAGAGUAGCUAACCCAUUAAUACACGAUUCGCGUUUUGGAGAUGAGAAGAUCAUCACCCCGGUGUCACCGGUGCAGCUUUCACUUUCACCAUCUUCUUCAAGGAAGACUGGUGGAGGAGGAGGAGGAGGAGGAGGAGGAGGCUGUGUUCGACCCAAUUUUGGUAACAAACCUGCAGUGAGAAUUGAGGGGUUUGAUUGCAGGGAUAGGCGCAAUUGCAGCAUCCCUGCAUUGGCAUAGAACCAAUUCAUCUAUCAACAAAAGUACAUAUAGAAAAAAGAUCAGGAGCUAAUGAAUUUUUACUUUACAGAAGCACAAAGAAGUUUGAUGAUAGCAUGAGGUGAGUUUUGAAGUUCUCAAGAGAUGGUAAAAGAAAGAUCCUUUGUUUAGUGUAAAUAUGUUUAUAAAGAAAGGAUUCUUCAUUUCAUUUCUUUCUUUGUAUGUAAUUAUGUAUCUUGUAAGUAAGCUCAAAUAAUUAAGAGGGGUAAUUAGGUUUAAUGGUUUGGAAGAGUAUGAAAUUCGGUUUUUCUGUGUUGAGAAAACCCCAUUUGGCUUGUUGUAUUAUAUAAGUAAAAGAAGUCUCAAUUGUGAUGGGAAGUUUUCUUCUUUUCGGGUUCAUUGAAGUUUCUAUGAAAGGCACCAUAUGGGAACAACAAUUUGUACAAAGACUUGCUAUUUUGAGUCAACUUUGUAGUUGUAGUCAUUUACAAUGUGAAUAUACCUUUUGUGUUGUUUCUUC